AUGAGAAAAUGUCAUUAUGCUAAAAGAACAAAGAAUGGAGAAGACGUGCUUUUAGUUGAAGAACUGCGUAAAACAUUGAUUGCAUUAUGGCAGGGAACAAAGACUGCCAUAUCUCCAGAUUCUCUUUUUUCUGUUAUAUGGCAAGUUGUCCCUAGAUUUAGAGGUUACCAGCAACAAGAUGCCCAUGAAUUUAUGCGUUAUUUAUUAGAUCGUUUACACACUGAGUUACUCACACUUCUCCCAUAUCAAAAUGAUACUAGUCCAUUUAUAGGCACUAAGGGAAAGAGUACAAUUGUAACUGCUAUUUUUGGUGGUUUACUUCAGAAUGAGGUGAAUUGUUUGAUAUGUAACAUGGAGUCUAAGAAACAUGAUCCUUUUCUUGAUUUGUCUUUAGAUAUUCCUAUUCAAUAUUGUUCCAAAGCUCUAAAAUCUAAAGAAAGUGAAGGCAGAUGUAAACUAACUGAUUGUUUAAGCAGUUUUACAGAUAUUGAAGAACUAGAAGAAUCAGAACUUUAUAUGUGCAGCAACUGUAAAAAGAAACAACGUUCUACAAAGAAGUUUUGGAUUAGACGUUUACCUAAUGUAUUAUGUUUGCAUUUGAAGAGAUUCCGAUGGAACUCUGUUUUUAGGUCAAAAAUUGAGACUUUUGUAGAGUUCCCUCUUCGUGGACUUGAUAUGUACAAAUAUGUUUUGAACAAUUUACAUGAAACACGUGGUAGUUUUUCUGGUAGCAAUCUUUACGAUUUGGCAGCUGUUAUUGUUCAUCAUGGUUCUGGUGCUGGCUCUGGCCAUUAUACUUCAUAUGCCAUCCACAAAGGUGUUUGGUAUCACUUUAAUGACAGCACAGUAACUGUUUGUAAUGAAGAAACUGUGACACAGUGUAAAGCAUACAUUUUGUUUUAUGUUCGACGUGAAUUCAAGCUUCCUGAUAAUAUAAGUGUAAACAACAAAGCUGACAGUUAA
Messenger RNA from Acanthosepion pharaonis, 963 nucleotides. Lineage: Eukaryota; Metazoa; Mollusca; Cephalopoda; Sepiida; Sepiidae. The record is from the annotation of a GenBank genome assembly.